This is a messenger RNA of Saccharomycopsis crataegensis, 1242 nucleotides long. RefSeq lists its product as uncharacterized. The coding region runs from base 1 to 1242 and encodes 413 amino acids. The transcript has a single exon. Gene Ontology annotation, cellular component: nucleus. Gene Ontology annotation, molecular function: zinc ion binding; transcription cis-regulatory region binding; DNA-binding transcription factor activity, RNA polymerase II-specific. NCBI's taxonomy places the organism in Eukaryota, Fungi, Ascomycota, Saccharomycetes, Ascoideales, Saccharomycopsidaceae. The record is from RefSeq and is a predicted model, not a curated record. Gene Ontology annotation, biological process: positive regulation of transcription by RNA polymerase II.
AUGGCCUCGGAAGAUAAUAUCAACUAUUUUUACAAUUCAAUAGCAUCGUCGGGUCUUGAUAACUCCAUCGACGUCAACGAUGUCGCAAAUAUCACCAGGGAUACUCAGUUAAUUCUGGCGUUUGAAGAAAUCUUAUUCAGAAACAAGGAAGGUCAUCCCUUGGACGCGGUUAAUUCAUGUCAAAGAUGCCGGAAGUUGAAGAAAAAAUGUACCAAACACAAACCAAAAUGCUUGAAUUGCUUCAAAACCAACUACGAGUGUAUUUACGUCGAAAAGACCAAGGACGGUAGAAUUGUCACUUCGACUAGUGGCAAUAAAUACGUUAAUAAACUCGCACCAAGUCAAACAAUUAUAAAUGAUACGAUUUCUCAUGUUGGAAAUCUCGGGGAUUUGGGUCCAGUCGUCCAAAGAAACCAUAAUCGAGGCAUCUUAACCAAUAUGACAAUUCCCCAAGGCACGUAUCCCAAGCGUACCGGGCUUAAAGACUCUACCCUUGGAGAUAAUAUUAGCAUUGAACCCGUCCAUCGAAGCUUUGAAGAUGGGGUACAAACUUUCAGAACUUCUAGAUCCAAUCCUAUCGCUAAAUCGCCAACCCAAAGAGGUAUGACCAACGGAAUGGGCGUGAUGAAAGGUGAUAUAUCUUCUGCUAUUAGAUCGGUGAAUUCAACAAUAUUCUCCCCAUCAAUGUCUUAUAAACCAGAAUUUUCUCCAGCUCUUGGAGCAGCCCCGCGUCAACAUAUUGCCCACCCUUUUAUGGUAUCGCCGCAACCACCAUUGCAAAACCAACAUCAUCAACAAAAAAUUAUUUAUCAACAACAACACCAACAGCAACAACAGCGACAGCAUUAUCAGCAGCAAAAACCACCACAGCUCGCCCCAAACGUUGGUAGGUCAAUGGGCUCAGCAGCGAUAGGUCAGCCGCCGCCAAUUGUUCUUCAAGCUAACCAGCAAGCAGUAGACUCAUCGCAAGGCCCAGCUUCUUUCUACGCGUAUCCUUACGGUGAUGUGGUGAUUGAUUGCUUUCCUAGUCCGUUUGAAAUUUUCCACAAGAAAAAACAGGAUUCGCUAACCAAAGAUUAUCCAGGUAAUGAUGGUUUACACGAUGAUGGUCUGGAAAGUGAUUAUGGAGAGGAUAGGGGUCUUGAAGAUUUCGAGGCUGAAGAGGAAGUCGGCGAAUAUUUUUCGAAACCGGGUGAACAUGAACAUAUUGAUCCUUUUUUAUUCGAUAGUAUUUCUACAUGA